UAAUAGUAGUGUCUUAAAUCUCUGAACUUGUUAUUAUAGAAAAAGCUUCAUAAUUUGGAGAAAGAAGAUAGAAAAGAGAAUGAAACAAUGUUCAAAUCAGUGACAGACUUAAAUGUUCAGUCUCUGAUUUCUGAUGUUCAAUCUUUGAAGAUCUCAAAAGAAAAAUUGGCAUCAAAAUAUACUGCAUUAGAAAAAGAUUUUGAAACUGUUUUGGAUGGCUACAGUCAAUAUGGUUUGAAACUGGAAGAUUUAGAUAAAAAUGUGGACAAAUUGCUUAAUUUUGAAGAAGAUUUUGGAAAACUGAAAACAUGUAUUCAGAGAUUGGAGGAUUAUGUGUUCACUGGAAGUUCAGAUGUAUCCUAUUCGGAUACUCCUCCGAAAAGGUUUUCCAUACCUUCCACUGUUCCAUUUCCAACUAAGAUACCAUCUGAGUACUAUUUUGGUGCAAGAAAAAAGAAAGAUGAGGUAGUAGAAGAAGUUUCUUUGCAACAAGUUCCUUCAGCUGAGGUAAGUUUGAAAAAGGUGGAGAUUGAAGAAAUGCCUUCAAGUCAGAAACCUAAAAUGGCUGCACUUGUUCAAAAAGAGUCUGAAGAAAUAAAACAACUGAGGAGCCCUAAAGAAAAAUUCAGAGAAUUGGCAAAAAUGGUUAAAUUCGCCAGUGGUAAAGGAUACCCUUCUGUCCAUGACAAACAUGAAAAAGCGAAGGAAUUUAAAGUACAAGACUUUGAAUUGGAAGGUACAGCUGAAAUCAUCCCAGUGGAGGAAAUUUUACCUUCAACUGGAGUAAAGAAGCUAUCUUUAAGGCAAUUAAAACAAUUUCCCAAAGCUGCUCAUGCACUGACUAAUUUAAAAAAAAUACAGUCUGCAAAGUAUUUAGAUACUGAUCUUUUUAUUGAAGAUAGCAAGGAUACUGAAACUGAAGCUGAAAUUGAACCACAACUGGAGUCUUCAAAAACUGCAGAAAUUGAAGCAGCCAUUGAUUUGCCUAAAGUGAAAGAAAAGAAGUACAAGAAAGAAGUACCAACAAAAGUAAAAGAAGUUCAGGAAUAUGAAACGAUUCUGUUAUUUGAAAUUUUAGAAGAAAACUCCAAAAAGCUUAAAGAGGAGUUAGUUUUGUACAUAAAAAAACAAGUGAAUCCUCUUCUUAAUGAAUUUUACUUAGUUGAAAGUGAAGUGAAAAGUUUAAAAUUAAAAAUUGGAAAUCUAAAGCUUCAAAUUGACGAAAUUUCAAGUCAGCUUAUAAUGAAGGACUCUGAUCUUCAAGACAAAAAUAAAAAGCUUAAUGUUCUUGAAAACAUUGUUGAAGAUCAUGAUCGUUUCAUAAAAGAUGCUCUAGAAAAACUAGAGAGGAAAGCUGAAUCAGAUGAUGUGAAAGGAAAAGCUGAGAAGAAGGAUGUUGUUGCUGUUGAAAGAACAUUGUCAAGUUUAUGUGAUGUUUCCACUUCAAACAUAACAGCUUUGGAAAACAUGAUCAAAGAGUGUGUCACCAUGCUACGUCGAGAGUUACAGGAUAGACUACUAAUAGCUGAUAUUGAUGUAUAUAGUGAACCUCUGGAAAAUAAAAUUAAGAAAUUAGAAAGGAAGUUUCUGGACAAACCUUCCAUCCAACAUUUCCAUAACAUCAAACCUAUUGAAAUCAAACAGUAUGUGCAUAGUGGGGAGCAGAAGAACUUAGCUCAAAUAAAACAAUUGCAUACUUCUUCAGAGGGUUUCAAAUCUUUUACAUCUGCCUAUGAUGAAAUGAAAGUUCCUAUAUCUAUUCAAACUGGAGUAAAGAAAAAAAUGGAAAAUGCUGAAAUACGAGGGUUUCCUCACAUAGUCGAUGGAAGUUACACCAAAAUUGAUUUUCGUCAGAGAAAGUUCAAAUAAUAUGCAUGCAACUAAAAAAGGUUAUUUUUGCGCUUGGAAAAAUCUGAAAAAUUACGUAUUUAAAUAUUUAUUUUAUGUCUUAUUUGAAAAUAAAAUAUUCAUAUCUUGGC
Parasteatoda tepidariorum (common house spider) is the source of this 1979-nucleotide messenger RNA. RefSeq lists its product as uncharacterized. The record is from RefSeq and is a predicted model, not a curated record. NCBI's taxonomy places the organism in Eukaryota, Metazoa, Arthropoda, Arachnida, Araneae, Theridiidae.